Molecule: messenger RNA, 3870 nt
Organism: Aspergillus bombycis
Lineage: Eukaryota; Fungi; Ascomycota; Eurotiomycetes; Eurotiales; Aspergillaceae
Product: phosphatidylethanolamine N-methyltransferase
Exons: 6
Coding region: 1-3870 (1289 amino acids)
Biological process (GO): phosphatidylcholine biosynthetic process
Molecular function (GO): phosphatidylethanolamine N-methyltransferase activity
Source: RefSeq, a predicted model, not a curated record
AUGGAUCGUGGACUUUCAACAAGCACCCGAAUCGAUGAUGAAGGCCUUCGGGAGAGGAAUGUGGCCUCUCAGUCCAUCUCGACUCUUAGUCCCGAGGCUCUUACGGCCACCGGUGACGUAGAGCUCAAGGACAAGGCUGGUAAGGACUGCAAGACAUUUGGUCGGACACCUGAUGGUACCGUAUUCACGGUGCCGCAAACUCAUGACAUGGUCUCUCAACUCCUGUCGCCCUCGGAACCAAAAAAUCUUUCUGACGUGAUUGUUCUCGCAAUCCUUGGUGCUCACAUAUUUCUUCUAUGGCAGCUUCCUACCGGUGCCAAGGUGCCUGUUUUUGCCAUUAUCUACCUUUUCUGGCGUUCGGCAUACAACGCUGGAAUUGGAUGGCUUCUUCACAAUCAAUCUCACCACAAAACACUGGUCCGCUGGGCUGAGAAAACCAAGGUCUUUGUGAAUCCCGCUACGGGCAAGAACCCACAUCCUAACCUGUACAACUUUUUUAAACGGGAGCUGGAAACUAAGAUCCCCAACGACUAUUCAUUCGAUAAAGCCCCAAUUGAGUAUAACACAUGGCUCGUUUUUAGACGGCUUGUGGAUCUGAUACUAAUGUGCGACUUCGUGUCAUACUGUCUUUUUGCGAUAGCUUGUAGUCACCACCCUGUCAACGAGAGCGUGUUGAUGACUGUCUUGCGAUGGUCCGCCGGCAUCGUGUUGGUGCUGUUCAACCUUUGGGUCAAGCUCGACGCUCAUCGGGUGGUAAAGGAUUUCGCUUGGUACUGGGGCGAUUUCUUUUAUCUCAUUGACCAGGAACUUACGUUCGACGGCGUCUUCGAGAUGGCACCCCAUCCAAUGUAUUCGGUUGGCUACGCUGGCUAUUACGGUAUCUCCCUGAUGGCCGCGAGCUACAAAGUGCUUUUCAUUUCUAUAAUCGCCCAUGCGGCCCAAUUCGCUUUCCUAGUGCUUGUCGAGAACCCACAUAUUGACAAGACGUACAAUCCUCCUCCGUCCCGCAAGCGUCCAGCAGAGCAGGAAACUGGAUCUGUCUCGAGCCGCACUACCGAUUCUCCCAUUGCGCCAGCGCCAGUUGAUGAACAAAUUCCCCACGCGCCAACCCUUUCAAGCAGCCCACCGCAGUCAGUCCACAAUCUACUAGGGCUCCACAACCUGGACCUGUAUCGGAUAACGGAUACUUCAUCCGUCCUUAUCCAAUUCCUCGUAUUCGCUCUCACAGUUUUGACACCCUCUACACCUUGGUACCAAUUUCUUUUCGUAGCUAAUGCUGCUGUAUGGAGACUUUGGUUCUCGAUCGGUGUUGGGUAUAUGCUCCAUCGCCAGUCGAAUCACAAGGCGUGGACCCGGCACUUCGUUAAGUAUGGUGAAACUCCUCAGGAAGCAUGGAAUCAGUGGAAAGGCACAUAUCAUUUGAGUAUGAUCAUGUGCUAUGCCAGUUUCAUUGCUGCAGUAUGGAAGAUGUACAACUUUCCUGCUGACUGGGGGUAUGGCCUGGUCUUGCUCCGCCAUGUCUUGGGAGCCGGCCUCAUUAGUUUACAGAUUUGGACCUCGGUCAGCAUCUAUGAGUCUCUCGGUGAAUUCGGCUGGUUCUACGGUGACUUUUUCUUUGAUGGCUCAUCAAAGUUGACGUAUAAUGGUAUCUAUCGUUUCUUGAACAACCCUGAGCGUGUACUAGGUCUGGCCGGCGUCUGGGGUGCAGUCCUUAUCACCAGCAGCGGUGCCAUAACGUUCCUGGCACUUCUCAGCCACAUUCUCAGCCUAGCUUUCAUCCAAUUUAUCGAGCGUCCGCAUAUGCAGAAGCUGUAUGGCCAGAGUCUUCGACAGGAUGCGGGGCUUGUUAAGAGCUUGAAAAAGUCGCUGCCACCAACUCUUAGACAGCUACACGGCAGCGUGGAUAAGAUCUUCGACGAGUCGUUCGAAUUCAUCGAAGAGAUUAUCGAGACGGCACGACCGAAACUUGCUAAUGGUGUCAACACAUUCGUGAAGGAUACCACUGCACUCUUCCAAAAUUACCCCGCCCGUGUCACCAUCUCACGCAUUGACGAAGAUCUGGCCGGAUAUGAUUCGCAGGACUAUUCCCUAGAAGUUGAAGGCACCGAUUCAUCCUCUUUGGCCGAGUAUGAUCAAAGCACUGGUAGGGAGGGCGCUAACGCUCGCAUGCCUCUUGAUAGACGUGGUGACCUGAAGAACCUCGUGUUCGAAUAUGGUGCGCCGAUUCAGGUCAAGUGGACUGCACCUUUAAAUCAUAGCAAGAAGGAUUGGAUUGGCUUGUACAAGGUCACCGAUAAUACGUCUCGUGAAGUCAGCCGGGUUUCCUCUCAAGGAAGGUGGAUUGCCGUCAAUGAAGGUGCCUAUGAUAACUUGACAUGUGAAAAGGGAAUUGUUAAAAGCGAUAUUGUAAUCAAAGCUGCACCGCAACAGGAUGGGGACAAGCGUGAUCUUGCAACUGGCGAGGUUAUAUUCUCAGGUGAUAAACUCUUUUGGACACAAGGCGUCUUCGAAUUCCGGUAUCAUCAUAACGCCAAGCAUAAUGUCAUGGCAAUCUCCAGACCGUUUGAGAUUUGCAUUAGCCGAUAUGAAGAGGAGGAUGACCAUGAACUUACACAAGCGUCCGUGGAGAGGAGCCUGUUACCCAUCAUCCGCAACUGCUUCGAUCGGGAUCCGGAGAUCGCUCCGGAGGCCGUAGACGAGUCGUUCGGAAGCCUGGUGGAUCGCGAUGGUAAAUUUGCUAAGCGAGUUGUGUUCGCCGUACACCAAAUGUUUGGUGUUGAAUUCGCACCUGGAGUUGUUCAGGCUGAUGGAACUGUCCACAACCUCGCCUGGAGGGUAUGCAAUGCAAAGAGGGUCCUGGCUCCUUACAGCAUGUCAAGGAACGGUGCGUCAACCCCGACUGAGAGGAAAGAAAUCAAUGGGCCGCCUAGCGGCACGAGGCCUGCAGUCUUUGCCUCGUCUCUAAACUCCGCCUCCGACAUUGCGACUAGCCGACCACAACGUCAGAGGCAACCCAAUGAGUUGCGGAAAAUCUUCUUGAAAACCGGCCUCAUUCCUUCUGCUUCUGGAUCCGCCUAUCUUGAAUAUGAACCUUCGUCUUCUCUCGCCGCCGCACGCUCGUCACCCAAGUCUCUCAUUCCCCCCUCCUCGGCAUUGAAACUUGCCUGCACAGUCCAUGGGCCGAAACCGCUCCCUCGCUCUGCUACAUUCUCCCCCAACCUAGUUCUCACAACUCACAUCAAAUAUGCUCCGUUCGCCGCCCGUAAGAGGAAAGGACAUAUCCGCGAUGCCAGCGAACGUGAUCUUGGAGUACACCUAGAGACCGCCCUGAGAGGGGUGAUUGUCGCUGAGCGGUGGCCGAAGAGUGGACUGGAUAUCACUAUCACCAUCUUAGAAGCAGAAGAUGAUCGUUGGUGGGGCGAUGCGCCCGACUCUCAUGAUGCUCCAUGGGGGAUGAUGAACGUUCUUGCCGGAUGUAUUACAGCUGCGUCUGCUGCCAUCUCUGACGCUCGCAUUGAUUGCCUUGAUCUCAUUGCUGGCGGUGUGGCUGCUAUUGUCGCCGACGAAUCAGAAGACGGCGAAGCCAAGCCGAAGUUGAUGUUAGACACAGACCCAGCGGAACACCGGGCCAUAUUGUCCGCAUGUGUGGUCGCUUAUAUGCCUUCCAGAGAUGAAAUUACAGAGAUUUGGCUCAAGGGAGACAGCUCAAAGGCGCUGUUAGGACCUGAUGAUAAGCGUUCUGGACACGAAGCAUUGUUAGACGGUGCUGUGGAUGCGGCUCGAGGAGCGCAUUCUGUUCUGGCUGAGGCUGUCAGAGAGUCUGCAGAGCGCUUUGCUGGUCUGGCCCCUGGGGGCGGUGCUACACAAUAA